Molecule: messenger RNA, 1279 nt
Organism: Drosophila subpulchrella
Lineage: Eukaryota; Metazoa; Arthropoda; Insecta; Diptera; Drosophilidae
Product: ribosomal RNA-processing protein 7 homolog A-like
Exons: 4
Coding region: 340-1023 (227 amino acids)
Biological process (GO): rRNA processing; ribosomal small subunit assembly
Cellular component (GO): CURI complex; UTP-C complex
Molecular function (GO): nucleic acid binding
Source: RefSeq, a predicted model, not a curated record
GGCGGCGCAGCACGACAACAAGCUGUAAACAAACUAAGCAGCUAAUUUGUUUGUACUAAUCAUAAUAGAAGCGAUCAUCAUGUCUCAAAACGUAAUUACAGUAUCCAGCCGUUUAACAAGUGGGAAGUAUACGCAAAAAAACUCCACCAUUCCACUUUCCUUGCUAACUCGCCGACGCUAGUUUGACGGACAUCUUUAAUAAUCAUUUCCCCAGGCGAAAGAAGCAUCGGUCUCAUUGGCUUAAAACGUGGAUACAAUAUAACGCAAAAUGGCAAAACUGGAGGGCUAUUGGUUCCUCUACGCACCAAGCCCAAUGCCAAAAGCUGCCACAUCGUCUUUAUGCGGGAGCACUUUAUUCAUCUGAUGGAUCCCAACAAACCCAAGGGACGCACACUCUUCCUGCUCAAUGUUCCGCCUUACGUGGCGAAGGACAGCCUGAAGUCGGUCUUCAGUCGGGCGGGAAGCAUUCAGGCCGUAGAGUUCGCCGUUAGGCCGGGAAAAGAGGAGACUACCAAAUGGUACGAGAGCACCGGGGAAACGUUCUCCUACACAGGCCCAUUCUUUAUCUUUAAGGUAGCCUACAUUGUGUUUGAGAAGGCCAGCAGCAUCAACAAGGCCCUGGCUUUGAGAAGCAUUGACCUCUUCAAUACCAGCGGGGAGUGCAUUGUCAAAACAGGCAUGGAGCUCUGGCAUGAGGAGUACGAUAAAAACUACAUUUUCGAGGCUGACAAGGCGAAGGUACAGAUCAGGAAACACAUGGCCGGGUACGACAAGAGGGAGCGAGCUGGGACGGAGGCGGCCAAGAGCGGAGAAUCUGAUGCCGACGGAUGGGUCACCGUAGGCAACGAGGGACGCAACGCUGGCUUUGAGCAAAAGGCCUCUCUGAUUGGACGCCUGGAACAAAAGGUGCCCACGGAAAACAAGUCCAAGGAACUGAAGAACUUUUACACCUUUCAGUCAGCAGUCGCGUCGGAAACGUCUCCUUCACUGCGUUGCAAACUUCUGACUGAAAUCGUAUUAUAAGGGGAUAAAGGGUUUGCUAGGGUACUGGGCGGUCUUCCGCGACGAGAUUCCAAGUCCAAUUUCACCUCGAAACACCUUGCCAUUUAUUUGAACAUCACCGUACACCAGCAGAUUCGUCUUUUUAAAUUCAUCAACAAAACAAGCCCAGCUGCCUGACAGUAAGAUCAGGACACACUACAAAGAAUAAGAUUUUCGACUAGUGAAACUCUUAGUCGAUCUGAGUACUAGGCUUAAGCCUAAAAACCGCGAGCUAACC